Spizellomyces punctatus DAOM BR117 is the source of this 2193-nucleotide messenger RNA. RefSeq names its product U2 snRNP complex subunit CUS1. Gene Ontology annotation, biological process: mRNA splicing, via spliceosome. Bases 147 to 1997 code for a protein of 616 amino acids. The transcript has 6 exons. Gene Ontology annotation, cellular component: U12-type spliceosomal complex; catalytic step 2 spliceosome; precatalytic spliceosome. NCBI's taxonomy places the organism in Eukaryota, Fungi, Chytridiomycota, Chytridiomycetes, Spizellomycetales, Spizellomycetaceae. The record is from RefSeq and is a predicted model, not a curated record.
GACAACAGGUUUGUGAUCCAGUAAAUCGUAAGGCUGAUCGAACGGGGUGUUGUCUAGUACCAGUGUCUGUGAAUUUCCAAAGAGUCAAGAAUUGGGCAGGCAUUUGAGACGACGGCGAACCCAUCUGCGCACUGCUCAAAGACAUUAUGGCCCCCACUGCAAGUGUCACGUUUAAAACUCUGUCCGACGACGAUCUGCGUCAACAUGUGAUAAAGCUUGGCCUGGACCCUGUUGGACCCAGAACAACUCUACUGGACCGCGUGGCUCGGUAUAUGGCUAUGAACGGUGUAAGCGGCGAGCAGGCCAAUGGUAACGGGGUUAAUGGGGUAAAUAAGGAAAAUGGCAAGAAAACAGAGAGCCAGAAGAAGCGGCGAAGAAAGAAGAAAGGGGGAAAGAAUGAUACCAAGCAAGGAAGAACUGAAGAGGGAGCCGAUGAGGUGACGAUGGACGUGGAAGUAGAAUAUGUAGCUGCACCUUUGGAAAUUGCAGAUCCAGCGUUUGAAGAAUACAACCAGGUCUUUGCACGAUUUACGGUAUCACAGACAGUGGAUGAAUCCGACCAGGAUGAGGGCACUGGUGAGGUCGAUAAACAUGGUGAAAAUGCGGAAGGAGGGGAUGUAAAGGAGGAGGAUACGAAAGGAGAGGAGCUUUCAGAUGACGAAGGCGAGGGAGGGGUUGAUGGGAAGGUGUCCAGGAAAAAAUUGCGGAAACUCAACCGGCUGUCGGUUGCCGAGUUGAAGCAGUUGGUAAAGAAGCCAGAAGUCGUUGACUGGGUAGAUGUUACAGCUGCGGAUCCUAAGCUGCUUGUACACCUGAAGUCAUAUCGAAACACUGUGCCUGUUCCAGUACACUGGAGUCAAAAACGCAAAUAUCUGCAAGGAAAGCGUGGUAUUGAAAAGCCACCGUUUGAAUUGCCAGAUUUCAUCAAAGCCACAGGAAUCAUGGAAAUGAGGUCGGCUGUGAAGGAAAAGGAGGAUGCUCAGAAGCUGAAGAGCAAGUCACGCGACAGGGUUCAGCCAAAGAUGGGCAAACUGGAUAUUGAUUAUCAAAAGUUACACGACGCCUUUUUCCGUUGGCAAACAAAACCGAAAUUGACUAUCCAUGGUGACCUGUACUACGAGGGGAAGGAGUUCGAAACGAAACUGAAGGCGAAGAAACCGGGGCAAUUGAGCGAAGAAUUGAAAGCCGCUCUAAGCAUGCCUCCACUGGCUCCCCCACCAUGGCUCAUCAAUAUGCAACGAUAUGGUCCUCCCCCAAGCUAUCCUCAACUAAAAGUUGCCGGUUUGAAUGCACCAAUCCCGGAAGGGGCACAAUGGGGUUAUCAUCCUGGAGGAUGGGGCAAACCACCGGUCGACGAAUAUGGCCGACCGCUGUAUGGAGAUGUGUUCGGAACAAUGGCUCAAGAAGUACAACUAGAGCACGUGGCGCCAAUUGAGAAAGCACGAUGGGGUGAACUGGAAGAAGAGGAGGAAGAAAUAGAGGAAGAAGAAGAGGAAGAGGAGGAAGAGGAGGAACAAGGCGAGGAGGAAGCGGACACAGCAGAGAGUGGAUUGGUUACGCCAAGUGGUAUUAGCAGCGUACCCAGCGGCCUUGAGACGCCUGAGUACAUUGAAUUGCGGAAGGACGCAAGAAGGGGGGUUCUGGAGGAAGAACCUAAGCAACUUUACACAGUCAUACCCGAGCGACAAACAUCUGUCAAAGGUUUUAUGGGAAGUCAGCAUGUGUACGACCUAUCCGCAGCCGAGGGAGCUCGAGGAACAAAGCGAAAAGGAGGGGCGGGAGUUGACGUCACAUUUAACCCAGAAGAUCUGGAGGAGGGGCUUGACGAAGAGACGGUCAAACGAAAGUACGAACAACAGCUGGACGUCUCCAAGGGGGAACAUGCUCGAGAGGACUUCUCGGAUAUGGUUGCAGAACAUGCACAAAAGCAGGCAGCCAAAAAGCAAAAGAAAGAUAAGGCAGACAAGGGGAGCAAGAAGGAGAAGUUCAAGUUCUAAGGAUGUCCCACGUUAUGUUCUGGCAGGAUUUCGUUUUUAUAGGGCUGUAAUAUAUUUCUUGUUGGAAUGCCUUCGUUGUGGCAUAUACUGUGAUCGCGCCCAUACAUUCUCGGGAUUUGACUGCGUGAUUUUUGUGACGAUCAAUUCUUCACACUCAAUUUUUUUAUGCCAGAAUACACAGCAAUGCUUGAAUGUC